Molecule: messenger RNA, 3963 nt
Organism: Peromyscus californicus insignis
Lineage: Eukaryota; Metazoa; Chordata; Mammalia; Rodentia; Cricetidae
Gene: Dgki
Product: diacylglycerol kinase iota
Exons: 36
Coding region: 29-3406 (1125 amino acids)
Biological process (GO): intracellular signal transduction; diacylglycerol metabolic process; regulation of synaptic transmission, glutamatergic
Cellular component (GO): nucleus
Molecular function (GO): protein binding; ATP-dependent diacylglycerol kinase activity
Source: RefSeq, a predicted model, not a curated record
ACAAUGCCCCGGUGCGGUGCAGCCGCGGAUGGAUGCUGCGGGAAGGGGCUGCCAUUUGCUGCCCCUGCCAGCGGCGCGCGGACCUGCCCGCGCUCCCGCUGCCUCCAGCGCCCUCAGCCCGCCCGGCCUUUGCAGCCGCACCGCCUCGGCUUCCUCCGCGGCCGCCGGAGCGGUCGCCAUGAACCCCAGCUCCUCGGCGGGAGAGGAGAAAGGGGCGACGGGCGGCAGCAGCAGCAGCGGAAGCGGCGCCGGGAGCUGCUGCCUAGGCGCCGAGGGCGGCGCGGACCCGCGGGGUGCAGGGGCAGCGGCUGCUGCUGCCCUGGAGGAGCCCGCGGCCGCCGGACAGAAGGAGAAGGAAGAGGCGCUGGAGGAGAAGCUGAGGGACUUAACUUUCCGGAAGCAGGUCUCUUACAGGAAAGCCAUCUCCCGGACAGGCCUCCAGCACCUGGCUCCUGCACAUCCUCUUGGCCUUCCUGUGGCGAACGGUCCAGCGAAGGAGCCCAGAGCGACUCUGGACUGGAGCGAGAAUGCUGUUAAUGGGGAACACCUAUGGCUGGAGACCAACGUCUCGGGCGACCUCUGCUACCUGGGGGAGGAGAACUGCCAAGUCCGAUUUGCAAAAUCCGCUGUCAGGAGGAAGUGUGCGGUCUGCAAAAUCGUGGUCCACGCUGCCUGCAUUGAGCAACUAGAGAAGAUUAAUUUCAGAUGUAAACCAACAUUUCGGGAAGGAGGCUCCAGAUCACCAAGAGAAAACUUUGUGCGUCAUCACUGGGUCCACAGGCGGCGGCAGGAGGGAAAAUGUAAGCAGUGUGGUAAGGGUUUCCAGCAAAAGUUCUCCUUCCACAGUAAAGAGAUCGUGGCCAUCAGCUGUUCUUGGUGCAAGCAGGCGUUUCACAAUAAGGUGACCUGCUUCAUGCUGCAUCACAUCGAGGAACCCUGCUCUCUGGGGGCCCAUGCUGCUGUCAUUGUCCCGCCCACCUGGAUCAUUAAGGUGAAGAAACCUCAGGCUCUCAACACUUGGUCAAACAUCUAUUAUAUGGUGAUCUCCAUACCAGGAGAUGAACUUGAACUUGGUUGGGCGGGAGACGGACCUGGUUGGGCGGGAGACUGGAGCCCCUCAGAGAAUUUGGGAUUCUUCCAUUUUUACUGGGAGGGUUGGCAGAACUCCCUGAAGGCUUCCAGUCGGAAGAAGAAAAGAACAAGCUUUAAAAGGAAAGCCAGUAAAAGAGGAACUGAGCAGGAAAACAAAGGCCGUCCUUUUGUGAUCAAGCCCAUAUCCUCUCCUCUCAUGAAGCCUUUGCUUGUGUUUGUGAACCCAAAGAGUGGGGGCAACCAGGGAACCAAAGUCCUUCAGAUGUUCAUGUGGUACCUGAAUCCACGGCAAGUCUUUGAUCUUUCUCAGGAAGGGCCAAAAGAUGCGCUGGAGUUGUACAGGAAGGUACCAAAUCUGAGAAUUCUGGCCUGUGGUGGGGAUGGAACGGUGGGCUGGAUCCUCUCCAUCCUGGAUGAGCUGCAGCUGAGUCCACAGCCUCCUGUGGGGGUCCUUCCACUGGGGACUGGGAAUGACCUGGCUCGGACGCUCAACUGGGGAGGGGGCUACACCGAUGAGCCUGUUUCUAAGAUCCUGUGCCAGGUGGAAGAUGGCACCAUUGUACAGUUGGACCGCUGGAACCUUCAUGUGGAGAGAAACCCGGACUUGCCUCCUGAAGAACUUGAAGAUGGCGUGUGUAAGCUUCCUCUGAAUGUCUUCAAUAAUUACUUCAGCCUCGGAUUUGAUGCCCACGUCACCCUGGAGUUCCAUGAAUCCCGAGAAGCAAAUCCAGAGAAAUUCAAUAGUCGUUUUCGAAAUAAAAUGUUCUAUGCAGGCGCAGCCUUUUCUGAUUUCCUACAGAGAAGUUCUAGAGAUCUAUCCAAACACGUCAAAGUUGUCUGUGAUGGGACAGAUCUCACCCCAAAGAUCCAGGACCUGAAGUUCCAGUGUAUAGUAUUUUUAAAUAUACCCAGAUAUUGUGCUGGCACAAUGCCUUGGGGAAACCCCGGAGAUCACCAUGAUUUUGAACCCCAGCGUCACGAUGACGGCUACAUUGAAGUCAUCGGAUUCACCAUGGCCUCUUUGGCUGCCCUGCAAGUCGGGGGCCACGGAGAAAGGCUGCACCAGUGUCGGGAAGUGAUGCUUCUGACUUACAAGUCCAUCCCCAUGCAAGUAGAUGGGGAACCGUGUAGGUUGGCACCCGCCAUGAUUCGGAUCUCCUUGAGGAAUCAGGCCAACAUGGUACAGAAGAGCAAGCGGAGAACCUCCAUGCCUUUGCUCAAUGACAUCCAUCAGGUGCAAGCUGCGGACCUGCGGCGAGUGUCUGCUCCCCCCGGCUCCUUUACCAUUCCCCAGUCUGUCCCAGAUCGCCUGAGGAUCCGAGUGAACAAAAUCAGUUUACAAGACUAUGAAGGACUCCACUAUGACAAAGAGAAACUCCGGGAAGCCUCUAUCCCUCUAGGUAUUCUAGUUGUUCGUGGAGACUGUGAUUUGGAGACUUGCCGUAUGUACAUAGAUCGCCUACAGGAGGACUUGCAGUCAGUUUCUUCUGAGUCACAGAGAGUUCAUUACCAGGACCAAGAACCCUCCUUCCCCAGAGCGCUCUCAGCUCAGAGGUUGUCUCCUCGGUGGUGCUUCCUAGAUGCAACUUCUGCUGACCGCUUUUAUCGAAUAGACAGAUCUCAGGAACAUUUGCACUUUGUGAUGGAGAUUUCUCACGAUGAGAUUUUUAUUCUGGACCCAGAUAUGGUAGUGUCACAGCAGGCAGGGACACCUCCAGGAAUGCCUGACCUGGUGGUUGAACAGGCUUCAGGGCUAUCUGACUGGUGGAACCCUGCCCUGAGGAAACGCAUGCUGAGUGACAGCGGGCUGGGGAUGAUCACACCCCACUAUGAGGACUCAGAUAUGAAAGAUCUCAGUCACUCCAGAGUGCUACAGUCGCCAGUCUCUUCAGAAGAUCAUGCAAUUUUGCAGGCAGUAAUAACUGGUGACCUUAUGAAGCUCAUAGAAAGCUAUAAGAAUGGAGGCAGCUUGUUAAUUCAGGGACCAGACCACUGUUCACUCCUUCACUACGCAGCUAAAACUGGCAAUGGGGAGAUUGUGAAGUACAUCCUUGACCAUGGACCUACAGAAUUAUUGGAUAUGGCAGACAGUGAAACGGGCGAGACCGCACUUCACAAGGCCGCCUGCCAACGGAACCGGGCUGUGUGCCAGCUUCUGGUGGACGCAGGAGCAUCGCUGAGACAGACAGACUCCAAGGGAAAGACACCCCAAGAACGAGCACAGCAGGCUGGGGACCCAGAUUUGGCUGCUUAUCUAGAAAGCCGACAGAACUAUAAGAUCAUUGGCCAUGAGGACUUGGAGACUGCUGUUUGACCCUGGUUGACAGGCAAAAAGAACUCAAGAAAGGGUAUCAUCUAUGCCCUCCUGGCCACUGGGCAGCUCCCCUGGAAGAAGCUAAUGGAAUCCGUAUCCGCCUCUCUCCUGCAAGGAUCUAUCUGAGACCACACUACCAGGUUUUAAGGGCUACUGGGAUGUACAACAGGACAUGAUAGCCCAUUGAGAAAGAGGCAGGCUACCUGGAGAUUUGUGGAGUACACGUUCCACAAAAUUUGAUCCUUAUUGCUUCCAGCAAGUAGCAUGAACUUCUGUGUUCACCUGUCUAAUUUAUUUUAAAGAUGCCGAGGAUGUUCACAUAAAUGGCACUGCUCCCUCCUCCCUCUCUGCAUUCAUCUUUCCCCUGUACCACAGGAUUCUACUGUAAUCCCCCAUCCAUUUAGAAAAUAUACUAUCUCUUCUCUUUACUUUCAGUCUUCCAACCACAAGGUUGUCUGAAGGUCUUUGAAACCCUCCUGGAUGUCUUGCAGAAAUAUAUCUGUAAAACCACUUCCAUUUGCAGACUAAAUAUACCAAGACUAGUUAGUGGCUUUGCA